Molecule: messenger RNA, 204 nt
Organism: Rotaria sordida
Lineage: Eukaryota; Metazoa; Rotifera; Eurotatoria; Philodinida; Philodinidae
Source: the annotation of a GenBank genome assembly
AUGAUACGAUUUAUUCAACGUUUACUUAAAUAUACAUCAAUAAAACAUAUUGAUUAUCAAUUAUUAAUUGAUUCAUUGGAGUUUCUCGCUGUACAUCAUGAUUAUAUAGAAAAAUUUCAAGUUAUUGAACUUCAACAAGAAUUAACAACAAUACAACUACAUUUAAGUCGUUUUCUUUUCUCCGAUUGUCUUGAAUAUAUGUGA